Amborella trichopoda is the source of this 896-nucleotide messenger RNA. RefSeq names its product small ribosomal subunit protein uS17z. Gene Ontology annotation, cellular component: cytosolic small ribosomal subunit; ribosome. Lineage: Eukaryota; Viridiplantae; Streptophyta; Magnoliopsida; Amborellales; Amborellaceae. Gene Ontology annotation, molecular function: structural constituent of ribosome. The record is from RefSeq and is a predicted model, not a curated record. Gene Ontology annotation, biological process: translation.
UUACCUCAACGGACGCGGGUUGAUGAGCCCCUGGGAAUUAGGUUUUUGGAGCGUGUUUUAGAGCCAGAGAGGGAGAAGGCAAGGAAAGCCGCGGCGGAGGGCAGUCUGCAAAUUUCCUCUCAAAUUCCACACCAUGGCUGAGCAGACAGAGAAAGCAUUUUUGAAGCAACCCAAAGUUUUCCAAAGUUCUAAGAAAUCUGGCAAGGGUAAGAGACCCGGGAAGGGUGGAAACAGGUUUUGGAAAAACAUUGGACUUGGUUUCAAGACACCAAGAGAGGCCAUUGAAGGAACGUACAUUGACAAGAAAUGCCCUUUUUCUGGCAAUGUUUCUAUCAGGGGGCGUAUUUUGACAGGAACAUGCUACAGUGCUAAAAUGACAAGAACCAUAAUCGUGCGCAGAGAUUAUCUUCACUUUGUGAAGAAAUACCAAAGAUAUGAGAAGAGGCACUCUAACAUACCAGCACAUAUUUCACCUUGCUUUCGUGUCAAGGAAGGUGACCAUGUCGUGAUUGGUCAAUGCAGGCCCUUGUCAAAGACUGUGAGGUUUAACGUCCUGAAGGUUAUUCCAGCAGGUUCCUCGGGCAGUGGUGGCAAGAAGGCCUUUGCACCCAUCUAGGUUUUCCUUGAUUGCUGUCGCGUUUAUUUCUGAUUAGGAAUAUUGCGAACUCUUUUAUUUUUGGACACAUGAUUAGCAUAGAAUGAGGUUUACUGGAGUUUCUUGGGAGUUGGCAACUGGGUUCUUCGUGCAUUUUUCCUGUUGGUGGUCUUGGGAGUUGGAACUGUAGUCUUGAUCAUUUUUCCUAUUGGUGGUUUUACUUGAUAUUUUAUAGAGCAGUUUGUUGGUGCUUUCAGCUGCUCUUUUAUAUGGAAAUUUUACCCGAGAUUGUCUUUUUGAG